Linum tenue is the source of this 1472-nucleotide messenger RNA. NCBI's taxonomy places the organism in Eukaryota, Viridiplantae, Streptophyta, Magnoliopsida, Malpighiales, Linaceae. The record is from the annotation of a GenBank genome assembly.
ACUAUUCAUCUUGAACUUAAACGCCGCUCAAACCUUCAUACCUCUUUCUCUCGUUUCUUGCUCUUUGAACCAGAAAGCAAACCGAUUCUUCUUCUUCUUCCAUUCAUCGCAUUCGAUCUUCGCUGUAGAAAACCAGAGAAACGCUGGCUUUCCAAUCACUUCUCCCUCCAUCUCCCUGCUUCUCGGCCUCCGCGGUUCCCUUCUCCGUUUUCGUUUUCUAACCUUCUCCAUCUAUCUUCUUCACCCCACUUAUUCCGAUCUUCCUCCGCCUUCUCCUUUCAUUUCCGAACACGACAAGCAGAAGGCAAGGAAGAGGCGAAGCAACGAUCUAGGAAAACCCGGCCACUGUCGCCGGCGUUAGCGGCGACGAUGGAGGCGAAGUUCUGCCCUCGAUCGAGGGAAAAAGGAGGAAAGCCGCAAGCAACUCUUCUUCUCACCGACAACUGAGGAGCAGCCUGGCGGCGGUGAGUUAUGGGAAGGAGGAAGUGGGAACGGCAGGGUGAAGAAGCCCGCCGCCGCCGACUCUGUAUUUCGCCGACGGCGACGACAAGGACAGGAGGGGGAUUUUUGUUUUGGUAAGUGUCUCUUCUCCAGUUUGAGGAGGGGCUGAAGCUGCUUUCCUCUCUCGUCUGGAGUGAAUAAGAAGAAGAGGUGAAGAGAAUCCCCUGUCGUGGGGGAGAAGGAAGAAUAAGAAGCAUAGCCAAGUCUCACCCUUUUGUUCUCGUGGGGAGGAAGAAAGGAAAGAGGAAGAUGUUGUCUGCUGUGGGAAAAGGAAGAAGAGUGGAAAAACAGUAUGGAAGAAGAAGAAGAAAAAGAGAAAGGAAGUCCCUGUUUUUUUUUUAGAGUUUCGGUCGGAUGAAGAAGAGGAGAAGACCUCUUCUAUUUAUGUGUAUGGUGCUUUAGGAGGGGAGGAAGUGGGAAUUUGUAGACCUUAUGCUCCUUUUUGUCUUUCAACCAGAAAAGGAGAAGAAGAAGUUGACUCUGUUUUUCUGUGAGGAAGGGAUUGGAAUUGAGAAGUUUUGCAGAGUUCCCCUGCUGUGUUUUUGGAUUAGAAAAGGAGGAAGUGGAGAGGAGAUUUUGUUUUCAGAGGGAAGUAGGAGUGGAAACUGAAAGGGAAGAGGAAUAAGAAGAAGAAGAGAUGUAGUAUGGAAGAAUGUCGUCGCUCCCCCCUCCUCUCUAAAGAGCAAAGGGUUCUUUUAUAUGGAAUAGGCAGCUUGGUCUCCAAGCAUGCUACAGUGCUGGUUCGGUUCAUGGUCGGACCAAUAUUGGUUUGGGUCCAACUGAGUUUGGUUGACGGGUUUGACCAGUGGGUAUUUGACCAUUGUUGACUGGAUUUGACCCGAGUUGACCAUGACUUUAGGUCUUGAUUUAUUUUAUUGUUGUAUUUAUUUGUAAAUUUAAUGGAAUAGCAUUGUGAUUGUGAUUGUAAUUUUUAUUUAUAUUUGAUUUAAUUCAAAUUUAGUUUAAUAAUA